Molecule: messenger RNA, 2443 nt
Organism: Pseudogymnoascus verrucosus
Lineage: Eukaryota; Fungi; Ascomycota; Leotiomycetes; Thelebolales; Thelebolaceae
Gene: PNS1
Product: Protein pns1
Exons: 2
Coding region: 736-2370 (544 amino acids)
Biological process (GO): transmembrane transport
Cellular component (GO): plasma membrane
Molecular function (GO): transmembrane transporter activity
Source: RefSeq, a predicted model, not a curated record
CAUCUGUCGAUCACGAGAUUAGCGAACAAAGUGCCAGAGAGUGCCAGUUGUACCGGUCAGUGCGUUUGCUCUCACUUUACUCCAUAUGCGAAUGCCGAGCCUAGUCUUGGCACCCGUCAUACUCUAAAGCUCCCCCCCCUGUUGAAGAGGAAGAGAAGGGGGAGGAAGAGAGGUAGACACGCCGAUGCGACCAUAUCUUGGUACGAUUACUUUAUUACCUAUUUAGGGCUAUUUUACUCUCUGUAUGCUUCAAUAAUAAACAGCAUCUCAUACAUCUACCUACGAUAAUCGCAUUUAUACAAAUUGCAGACCCAUAACCCUACCAAUCUACCCAAGAGGGUCCCGACAACUGGGUCUGACAAUUGGGUCUGGUUCCUGUCUGCCAAGUCCACCCACCUCUCAUAGCUUCGACGCUAGCCUGUGGCGACUCCCCAAUUCCUUGUUUACCAAACAGGGAAAUCUCAAAUUCCGCAUAGGGGCAUCCAGACACUAGUCAGCGAGAGAACCAGAAGCUAGAAAAAUUGGCGCCCAGUGGUCCAAUUUCUCAUAUCUCCCCGCCGCGAACCCUGCCCUCGUCGCGCGUUUCUCAAUCCCCCUCCCUCCCCCCAAGCAACCACCACCACCAGUUACCCCAAGGGUCAGGGUAUUCGCGCGCCGGCAUCAAUAUCGAUAUAGAAUCGGUAUCGCAUAUAUACUCAGUUCCAAACUGAGGAUUGACCAUCUCGGCCGAUCGCAAUGGCACAGCAGCAAGCUCACGGCGGUGCCGCCGACGAGUUCUUCCGCGGCGCGCCCGAUGGAGGACAACAACAGAACUACCAGCAGCAGCAGAAUUACCAGCAGCAGAAUUACCAGCAGCAACCUUACCAGCAGCAGCAGCAGCAACAGCAGCCAUACCAACAGCAGAACUACCAGCAGACGGACUACAACCAGAACGCCGGCAAUGACCAGGUGCCGCCCUACAACGCGCCGGCCAACCCCGACGAGAAGCAGGAGUUCCACGAGGCGUUCAAGGUCCCGAAGCCAAAGUGGAACGAUCUCUGGGCCGCCAUCCUCUUCCUCGCGACUUGCGCUGGCUUCGUCGUCGUCUCGGGAUUGUCUCUCAAUGGAUACCAGACAACCAGCCAUGGGAGCUCUACGAACAACACCUUUGGACUUAACAGACUCACCAUCGUCCUAUUCGCCUACGUCCUCGCUGUCGCCUUCGUAAUCUCCUUCGCCUACUUCUGGUGCAUCCGCGCCUUCACCAAGCAAAUCAUCUGGAUCACCGGAAUCCUCCAAAUCGUCUUCGGCAUCGGAACCGCUGGCUUCUACCUCUGGGCCAAAGAAUACGCCGCCGGCAUCGUCUUCCUAGUCUUCACCGUCUUCUACAUCAUCUGCUUCAUCUCCUGGAUCCCACGCAUCCCCUUCUCAGUCCUGAUGCUCCAGACCGUCAUCGACGUCGCCAACAACUACGGCCACGUCUUCAUCGUCUCCCUCCUCGGCGGCCUCAUCGCCACCGCCUUCGGCGCCUGGUUCUCCGUCACCCUCGUCGCCGUGUACGCGCGCUACAACCCCGGCAACGCCGCCUGCAGCGCCGACGGCGGGUGCUCGACCGCCAAGGUCAUCGGGCUCAUCGUCUUCAUCACGUUCGCUGGGUACUGGAUCACCGAGGUCCUAAAGAAUAUCAUCCACGUCACCAUCUCCGGCGUCUACGGAUCCUGGUACUUCUGCUCCCAAAAACCCUCUGGAUUCCCCAAGGGCGCGACCCGCGGCGCUUUCAAGCGCUCGGUCACGUACAGUUUUGGCUCUAUCAGCUUCGGAAGCUUGAUCGUGGCUAUCAUCCAGCUCCUCCGCCAGGCGUGCAAUGUGGCUAAGCAGAAUUCCGCGGCGCAGGGUAACAUGGUGGGACAGAUCAUGUUCUGUAUCCUUGGGUGUCUGAUCAGUCUCUUGAACUGGCUCGUGCAGUUCUUCAACGAGUACGCGUUCAGUUACAUCGCGCUUUACGGGAAGGCGUAUAUCCCCGCCGCUAAAUCGACAUGGCACAUGAUGAAGGAUCGCGGGAUCGACGCCCUGGUUAAUGAGUGCCUCAUCAACCCCGUCCUAACUAUGGGAUCGGUAUUCGUGGGCUACGUGUGCGUGCUGAUGUCGUACUUGUAUCUCCGCUACGGCAACGUCAUCGUCGACACAAACUACUACGCCGUCAUUAUGGCGUACUCGUUCUUGGUGGGACUGCAGAUCUGUAACAUCUUCUUGGUGCCGAUUAAGAGUGGUGUUGCUACCCUGUUUGUGGCGAUGGCGUUUGAUCCGGCGGUGCUGCAGAAUGAGUACCCGGAUUUGUAUGAUAGGAUGGUGGGGGUUUAUCCGCAUGUGCAGCAGUUGGUGCAUGCUUAGACGUGGAAGCGUCUUCUUGCACUGAGUCGGAUUACGGGUUUUUCGAGACCUGUGGGGAAGAGGUUAUGGGGGA